Acanthoscelides obtectus is the source of this 900-nucleotide messenger RNA. Lineage: Eukaryota; Metazoa; Arthropoda; Insecta; Coleoptera; Chrysomelidae. The record is from the annotation of a GenBank genome assembly.
AUGGCAGUUGCAGCAGCGGGUCCCGUGCUCACAUUCAAUCCCAAGGAGAACGAGUGGGAAGUUUUCUUCAAAAGGUUAGAGCAGUAUUUUAUAGUACACGGGGUCACUGAAGAAGCUGACAAGAGAGCUCAUUUGCUGUAUAGUUUGUCUGAGGAGGCGUAUAUUUUAUUAGAAAAUUUAUGUAUGCCGCAAAAGCCGGAAGAAACCCCAUACCAAGACAUAGUUCAGUUAUUGUCUAACUACUAUGGUAAAACUGCUGUUGUAUGGGUCGAAAGGCAGAAGUUUUAUAGUGCAUCCAAAUCAGGAAAUGAGACGGCACUAGAAUGGAGUGUACGACUUAAAGGUUUAGCUCGCUAUUGCAAUUUUGGUCAGCAGCUUGAGUCCAAGCUAACGGACAUUUUUGUUACGCAGUUCAAUCCUGGGAAGGUGAGAACUGAAUUAUUCAGCCUAAACGAGAACACCACCUUAAAUAACGCUGUUGAAAAGGCCAAAAUUAUCGAAGCAACGCUAGUAAUAAGAGACCCAGUUGGUGAAGUUAAAAGCGAGGUCUUAGAAUCCGAUGUUUUUCGAAUUACACAAAAUAAUUCAAAUGGUGCCACUGCCGAUCAACAUCAAGAUCCUCAACGGUAUCAUAGAGGGACAGCAGUACCUGCAGCGCAGCGGAGCCAAGGAGGCACGCGCAGGAGUGGGGGCAACAGCUCAAACAUGGCGCUGCCGCAGCUACAGCCGUUCACAUCGUCUGGUCGCUCUCCGGGCUGUUUCCGCUGCGGGAGGAACCACAACAGUAAUGUAUUCCCCUAUAAGGAAUAUAUUUGUAACUCUUGUCACGGUAGGGGUCAUCUCAGUGUGGUAUGUAAAAAGAAAAGCAAUCCUCACCUAAGCACGUUAUGUUUUUCCUAA